Molecule: messenger RNA, 2846 nt
Organism: Passer montanus (Eurasian tree sparrow)
Lineage: Eukaryota; Metazoa; Chordata; Aves; Passeriformes; Passeridae
Gene: NSG1
Product: neuronal vesicle trafficking associated 1
Exons: 4
Coding region: 307-864 (185 amino acids)
Biological process (GO): clathrin coat assembly; endosomal transport; G protein-coupled dopamine receptor signaling pathway
Cellular component (GO): endosome; membrane
Molecular function (GO): clathrin light chain binding
Source: RefSeq, a predicted model, not a curated record
GCCGGCAUCGCUCGCAGCGGGCUGGCGUGCCGGGGGUUUGGGGUGCUGCUUUGUGCGCCUGGUGGGUUGGGGGUGUGUUAAUUUCGACAGAAGCUCUGGUCGUCGUUCGUACUUCCCAGAACGCCAGUAGCUAACCGAGUCAUAGCGACCAACACGUAUUUUUAUUUUUUUAAUUUAAUUUUUUUUUUUUUCCAGAAGGUAUUUCGGGUCCCCGAGGGCUGGGAAAAGGUCUGGUUUCUGAUAUUUUGCAUUUCUUUGCGUGUGUGCCUGUGUGUGCCAGCAGAAAAAUCCCUCUAUCCUGGAAGAAUGGUGAAACUGGGGAAUAAUUUCAGCGAGAAGAGCACAAAGCAGCCCCUUUUGGAGGAUGGAUUUGACACCAUCCCCCUGAUCACACCCCUGGAUGUCAAUCAGCUCCAGUUCCCACCUCCUGAUAAGGUUGUGGUCAAAACAAAAACAGAAUAUGAACCUGAUCGCAAGAAGGGAAAGUUUCGUACUCCUAAAAUAGCUGAAUUCACAAUCAGCAUCACUGAAGGGGUUUCAGAAAGAUUUAAGGUAACUGUGCUGGUCCUUUUUGCCCUUGCAUUCUUAACAUGUGUUGUAUUUCUGGUAGUCUACAAGGUUUACAAGUAUGAUCAUACCUGUCCAGAAGGAUUUGUUUUCAAGAAUAAUCAGUGCAUUCCAGCUGGGUUGGAAAACUACUACUCUGAACAAGACUCCAGCGCUCGAGGGAAAUUUUACACAGUCAUAAACCACUACAACCUGGCCAAACAAACCAUCACGCGCUCCGUGUCCCCGUGGAUGACAGUACUGUCAGAAGAGAAACUGUCUGAACAGGAGACUGAAGCUGCUGAGAAAUCAGCUUAGUAUGAUAAGCUAAUUAUUAAAACUAUGUCAUUUGAAGGUAACUAAGGGACUUCAAGGAACUUUCAAUUAAAUAUAAUUAUGGAUAAUUUAGAGGUUACUCAUGUUUAUGGUGUAACUGCUUCUGUUUGCUGAUACUGCUUUGCAAAAAAAAAAGAAAAAAACUGAAAACAAAAACUUGCUGCAGAACAUUCAUGGGCAUAAUGCCAGGUGCAUAUCAGCAUUGCUGUAGAGCUUUGACACCAUUUUCAAUGUUAAAAAAAUCCAAUAUUAGAUAUGUUCUUGCAGUUUAUUGGAUACUGAUAGAUUUUGUCACUGGAUUUUCAGGGCUUGGACCUUAGAUAAAUCAUGUGUUCUGUUGUCUGAACAGAUACUUAAUUUAUUAAGUUUUUGAAUUCUUUGUCAUUUUGCAAACUGAAACACCCCAGCCAUAACUAGAGUGAUCUCUUGUUUAGCUGAAAGCUGUAAGUAAUGUUUAGUUUGGGCUCAAGCAAGAAUGAUAGUCAGCGCUGACAUCGGGGCAUAAUGUAAUGACUUGUAUGGAGAAAGAAACUGUCAGGUCGCAUUUUUCCUUACAUUUCCUUUACUGUUUUUGUAAGUGAUAAUGAAGUUCUCUGCAACAAGGCAUGCUCAAUGUUUUCUUAUUGCUGUCAGCAGGAUUUAACUGCAUUUCCACUGUGGCUUUAGCAUCUUGGUAAGGAUGUGCACUGAAACACAAACUAGAUAGACUUAUGGAAAAACACAGGCAGUUUUAGUGGUGGAUGUUGAGGAUAGUGUAAAAAAUAUACAGUUCAGGAUGUUCUAAUGAGAAAUGACAUCUUUUGAUCAUACUAAAGAGGCAGAAAACCUGUUCACAGUACAUGUAGUCCACUAUGUCAUUUGUUGGAUACAGCUGAAGGAGUAAUAUGUCUAAAUUUUCUCCUGUAUUACAUUCACAUUCUCCCUUUUUAGUAGUUAGAAAGAACUUUCUGUUUAUGUAUGGUUUGCAGUUUGAUACUUUUUAAAACAUGGAGGGAGCAUCACAAGUGAAACAGUAGUGUGUUAGAUACCACAACUGGCUGUUAAAGCUCCAUGUGAAACAGAGUGAAGAGUAGAACUGUUUGUGUAUGGCUUGGGAGGGGAAAAGAUGUAGAAGAACAUAGUAUUGUGGAUGCACGUUAAAGUUCCAUUGUAAUUACAAACUUUCCUAUUCUUUGUGUGAAAUCAUGUUUUCAUUUUUAUUAUAAAUCUUAAAUAUACAUUAUAAAAAGACAUCUUAAUUUAACAUACAAAAGCGUGUGAAGCAUCUGGGCAAGCAAGUUGCCUUUUUAUUCAUGUAACUUGAAUGGGACAAGGUAGAGUGAACAUGUCAAAAGUUCCUUUUUUUUUUUGCUAGAGUGUACAAAAAUAAAGUGAAAACAUCAGGCUGUUUCUCAAGAUAUGUAGUAGAAAAAAUGUGGUCAGCUCUAAUUCUGUUUUUCCCCAGCAGAAGCCUGUCAUCCCAAUAUAGUAAAAAUAACCAUUAUGACUCAGUGCUCUGAAUUUAAUAGGAAAUGUGCAUUACACAGUGCAGCUGUUAAAGGCUUCUUAUUAAGUCAUCAUGGUAUGUGGAAUGCCUAAGAAGCAAUAAACUAUGUGCCAAAUUUUCUUUGCAAUUAAAAAUAUCAGGCUUAUAUUAAGAUCUUUAAAAUAUAUCACAUUUGCAUUUUCUAACAGGCAUCUGCUUUACUGAAUAUAAUUGAUUCACAUGUAACUUUUGACAUUUUCACUCUGUGCAUAGUAAACACUAAGAAUGAUGCUACCUGUUGCAUAAAAUGUAUAGAAAUAUACAUUGCAGAAGAGAGACAGGAAAACACACACAUUUAAUAUCAACAUACUUACAGAGGACAUUCAGAUUUUACAGGAUGGAAAGGUCUGUUUCCCAAGACUGUUCUAAAUAGAAAUGAUUCACGAUACGUCUCCUCCCCUUAAAUUUAGGACAAUAACAACUUUAAUGCAAAAGUAAA